AUGCCGCCGAGGAAGAAGCGGGGGGCUCGCCCCGCCGCCAAGCAGCCGCCGCCGUCACCGCCGUCCCCGCCGUCGCCGCCCGGCCCCGACGCGUCGGUGGAGGAGAAGCUGCGGUGGUCCGCCGACCAAGAGUUCAUACGUCGGAAAGCUGCCAUCAGAGCUAUUCAAGCAGCAGAGACUGAGAGCGUGCUCUCCCGGCUGCGUCUGGUGCGAUCCUACAUUUCCAAGGAGCAACUAGAAACACCCGCCUUGCAAUUUUUUCAGGAGAACUUGCCCAACGUGUCAGUUGUACGGAACGAAGAGCAGGGUGAGCUUGAGUUGAAAUGGAAAGACUGGGAUGAUCUCAUAAAUGGAGACCAGAGGGAUGACAAGGUUUCGCGAGCUUCGAUCACGUCAUUGGCAACUGCUGCUGGUUUUCAUUUCUCAGGAGAUUCAGUGCAGAAGAACUUCAUCGAGAACAGUUUUGAUUUUAACAACUUUAACUGGAGUGAGCUGCUCGAGAGCCAAACGAUAGGAGCACCAGAUUCUCUACAGACACCCGGGGCCACGAGCAGUCGACUCUCUUUUGGCAUGACACCGAAAUCAGUAAGACAACCCAAGAAUGGCGAGAUGCUCUUAUCCGUGCACGGGUCACCUCUUGGAAUGUACAAAGAGGAAAAUCUGGCAGCUAUUACCGAAUCUGGAAACGGGAGCGAAGAGCCGCUUCACGAUGCCAGCGGCCAUCAAUAG
Triticum turgidum subsp. durum (durum wheat) is the source of this 729-nucleotide messenger RNA. Lineage: Eukaryota; Viridiplantae; Streptophyta; Magnoliopsida; Poales; Poaceae. The record is from the annotation of a GenBank genome assembly.